Molecule: messenger RNA, 1200 nt
Organism: Trypanosoma grayi
Lineage: Eukaryota; Euglenozoa; Kinetoplastea; Trypanosomatida; Trypanosomatidae
Product: heat shock protein DnaJ
Exons: 1
Coding region: 1-1200 (399 amino acids)
Biological process (GO): protein refolding; response to heat
Cellular component (GO): cytoplasm; cytosol
Molecular function (GO): ATP binding; Hsp70 protein binding
Source: RefSeq, a predicted model, not a curated record
AUGGUAAAGGAGACUAAGUUCUACGAUGCUCUGGGCGUCUCGCCAGAUGCCUCUGUGGAAGACAUCAAGCGAGCGUACCGGAGACUCGCUCUCAAAUACCACCCUGACAAGAACAAGGACCCUGGCUCACAGGAAAAAUUUAAGGAAGUUUCCGUGGCCUAUGAGUGUCUUUCUGACCCCGAAAAGCGCAGCCGGUACGAUCAGUUUGGUGAGAAGGGUGUCGACAUGGAGGGCGGCGGUUUUGAUCCUACGGACAUCUUUGCAAGCUUCUUUGGUGGAAGUCGCGCUCGUGGGGAGCCGAAGCCGAAGGACAUUGUUCAUGAGCUGAGUGUGCCACUGGAAUCUUUCUACACCGGAAAGACGGUGAAGUUGGCCAUCACACGCGAUCGCUUGUGCUCCACUUGCGGAGGCUCCGGCUCCAAAGUGCCAAAUGUCAGCGCCACGUGCAAGGAUUGCAGCGGACGUGGUGUGAAGCUUAUUACGCGUCCGAUUGGCCCUGGUUUCAUUCAGCAGAUGCAGGUUGCGUGCCCCAAGUGCCAGGGUAAGGGUACAUAUAUAAAGGAGGAGGAUAAGUGCGGUGUUUGCAAGGGACAGCAGAUUUCGAAGGACAAAAAGCUUUUUGAGAUCGCUAUCGAGAAGGGAAUGCAUCGCGGUGAUAACGUGACGUUCAGGGGCGAGGGCGACCAGAUUCCAGGUGUCAGGCUUUCGGGUGAUAUUAUUAUUAUUUUUGACGAGAAGCCUCACUCUGUGUUCACACGAAAAGGUGAUCAUCUCCUCAUGGAACACACCAUAUCGCUGGCCGAGGCGCUCACUGGAUUCACGUUGAACAUCAAGCACCUUGACGGCCGUGAAGUCUCCAUCACCUCCACUGGUGUUGUCGAUCCUUCCAAGCUGUGGUGUGUGAACAGGGAGGGUAUGCCAGUUCCAAACACUGGAGGAGUUGAGCGGGGUGACCUUGUCGUGAAGUUCCAUGUGGUAUAUCCAACUUCAGGGGUCCUGAACCCUGACGGCAUCACGAAACUGCGAAAUGUCCUGGGAUAUCCUGCGCAGCCGAAGCCUUCCGACGAAGCUGUAUUGUGCCAUUUGACGGAAACAGCCAUCGAUCUUGACAAGGAGUCCAAGCGCCGUCGGCAGACAAGUGGGGACUACGACGAUGAUGCACCUCAGGGGCAUGGAGGUGCAACUUGCACCCAACAGUAG